AUGAUCCUGAAUGCCAUUGACAAGAAACAGCUAAUUGCGAUUGUAUUACUCGACAUGAGCAAAGCAUUCGAUAGCAUAGAUACCACGACUCUGAUUACUAAGUUAGAAGAUGUUGGCGCGUCUUGUCAGGCGAUUCAAUGGUUCCAAAGCUACCUAACAUCCAGGUAUCAAGUAGUAAGAAUACAAACAACCUUAUCCGAGCCUUUAGAGGUAAAGAGUGGAGUACCUCAGGGAAGUAUACUUGGGCCACUUCUGUUUAGUAUUUAUGUGAACGAUUUGCCAUCAGUUCCACAACAAUGCUCUCCCUAUUCCUAUGUCGAUGACACAAAACUUUUAAUGUCGUUUUCUCUGCAACACCAACAAAGAGCUGUCUCAGAAAUAAAUCAAGAUCUCUUGAGAAUACGUAAUUGGUGUUUUGAUAACAAGUUACUGUUAAACCCAGAAAAAACUAAGGCCAUGAUAUGCGGUAGCAGACAGAUGAGAGCAAAACUUCCUAAUUUUCGCCUCUCACUUCUCGGUAAAGAAAUCAUUCCUGUAACAAGCGCCAAAGAUCUCGGCGUAAUCUUGGACUCUGGUAUGACGUUCGACAGCCAUGUACAAGCCACUAUCUCCUCAU
Molecule: messenger RNA, 616 nt
Organism: Paramuricea clavata
Lineage: Eukaryota; Metazoa; Cnidaria; Anthozoa; Malacalcyonacea; Plexauridae
Source: the annotation of a GenBank genome assembly